Messenger RNA from Tachysurus fulvidraco (yellow catfish), 2186 nucleotides. Its product is annotated as oligodendrocyte-myelin glycoprotein-like. Bases 335 to 1609 code for a protein of 424 amino acids. Gene Ontology annotation, molecular function: protein binding. NCBI's taxonomy places the organism in Eukaryota, Metazoa, Chordata, Actinopteri, Siluriformes, Bagridae. The record is from RefSeq and is a predicted model, not a curated record. The transcript is spliced from 2 exons. Gene Ontology annotation, biological process: neuron projection regeneration.
GCAGGGAACAACUCUGCACUUCUCUCUACUUCUGCAACGCCCACCCAUCACUCCCUCUACCCCUCUUCCAAACACACACACACACACACACACACACACACGCCGUUCCGCUCCACUGACAGCACGAGUUCAGACUCUGUUGUUGCUGCAUUGGAUCAGUGCAGGUGCUUUUACUCCCUCUCACUGCACCACUGUGUCUGUGUCCAAGAACCGGAAUAAUCUUUUAAUAAGGCAAGACGGGACCAAAAUAACGGCUGCAGUUUAUAGUCUUGUAAAAGGAGGACAAACGGGGGAGGGGAAGCAACCGGAGGGGCAAAGAAAUGACGGGAGAGAGAUGAAAAAAAGUUGUGCCUUGAAGAUGCGUGAAGCUGCUCCACUGCACUGUACACUUCUGCUGCUGCUUUUGGCCCGGCGCAUCGAUGCAGCAUGUCCCUCGAUAUGUUCCUGCAGUGAAAGCGAUAGAGAGGUAGAUUGCUCCUGGAGAGGACUGAGAACCCUCCCCAGUGGCAUCCAGUUCAACACCCACUCUCUCAAUCUGUCCCACAACCGUCUGGCUGACCUGGACAAUGUCCUGGCCCCCUACACCCACCUCCGCACCUUGGAUGUCUCUCACAACCGACUUUCCCGCAUGCCUGCCUUGUUGCCCCGCUCUCUGUGGGAAAUUUAUGCCUCGGGCAACCGCAUCCGCCUUCUGGAAAAGAAUGACACGGUUUUCCACUGGAACCUGCGUCUACUGGAUUUGUCUGUAAACAGGCUGGAGCGGGUUGUGUUCAUCAACAACACACUACCAAACCUGCAGGCUCUCAACCUUAGCUGCAACAAGUUCUGGACGGUGCCUACUAACAUGCCCCGGAACUUGGAGAUGGUAGAUCUGUCACACAACACACUGGUACAGAUCCUGCCUGGGUCACUAGACCGCCUACCCAGACUAUCACGGUUCUACUUACAUGCCAAUCGCUUUUCCACAGUGUGUGAAGGUGCAUUUGAGCAACUCCAUGGACUAAAACUCAUCACACUAAGAGGCAACCCUUGGGCCUGUGAUGACUUCUCCAACAUCAAAUAUCUGAUGGACUGGGUCAGGCACACUUCAGCCCAUGUGCUGGAUUGCCCGUGCCACACCUGGUCAAUCUGUGGUGAUGCCCAACAUGCAAGGGUGACAUCAGGGUGGUACUUUGCCUCCUACACCCUUGCUCCACGUGGCGGACCGGGUUGGGAGUUCAAUCGUCUCCUAUCUGGGGUGACUACCCACUACAUAUCUGAAGAUGUGCUCACUGGCUCUCAGCACACCAAGAAGACUCCCAAACCCUCUAGUCAUCAAGAUGAUAACGAGGAAUCUUUUGGGCAUCGUUUUCUUUUGACCUCUACUUCAGAAAGUCUUUCCGCGACAAGCCUGCCUCUCCCCACCGAUACGCCCGUCACCGGGGAUCUCCUCACUACCGGUGGAGUCUCCACUUCAAGCACACGCAGGACAACCACUCUUCGCACCAGGAGCGUCAGGAGAACCAAUCAGAAGCUUGGCAAAAAUGCGAGCCCAGAAAACAGAGCUUGGUUAUUGUUCACAGUCUUGCUAAGUGUCCUCUUUCUGAUAACUUCCGACCAGGUCAUGUAACACACCUCUAUAGAUUUGCUUCCAUCAUGAUCCGAGUAAAAUUUCCAUAAACAAACCUGAUCCAUUACAUUUCCAAUAAUCUCCAUGCUCUGUAACUGCUCCUGACAUCCAUAUUAAUAAACUCUUUGUAUAGUAUUUAUUUUAAAAAUAAGAAGUAAGAUUACAAACGGAGUCUUGCACUAAAUCACACUGACCACAUGACAUCUUUUAGCACAUACAGUAGUCUUAGCAUUAGGUUUAAUCCACAUCGGGAAAACUGACCAAAUGGAGAAGACUCUUUACUGAACAUUACAGCACAGUUAACAACAGAAUAAAAAGCUUGUUUCCUUUUUUGAUUAUUAACUUUGCAUUGCAGAUAAUUACGUACGUCAUCUAUUUCACCAGUGUGUUUCAGUCGUGUCAUACUGACACACAAACGGUAACUGUAAUUGUGUGUACCAGUGUUGAAGGGGUUAAAGGUAGGGUCUCCGAUUUUUGAAAGCCAAUGUUGACAUAUAAAAUCACCAAAACAAACACGCCCCUAACCCAAAUGGGUCCCACCCCUGUAUCGAUAGCUCCGCCCACACAUACAUACGUA